CCGGUCCUCGCAGGCCAGACACGGCACAUGCAGGGCAAUUUAAGUGCCACGUUCCUCUCGAUGCGCCGCGAAAACCCCGCGAACGCCGUGCCGGACUAAGGGGUGGGGGGGAGAGGACAUAGCAGGCCCCUCCUAGUGGAGCGUGCGUGUCUCAAGUUGCGGGCACCUUCAUUAUUAGCGCUGACAGGCUGCUGGGCUGGGCUGCCUGCUAUCUCCAGGGCAGGUUAAUGCAGUUCUUACAUAUCAAUCGGCGACUGGCGAAACAUGUGACUUCGCGAACGCAGCGCACCUCACCGCCCGGGCCCUCUGAGGCCCUGGAUCAUUCCUGGAAUGAGUCACGCCCCGGUGCCGUGCCGAUGCCCUGCGAACCCGCGUCUUCCGCGUCUCCAUUGCUGCUGCUGUUCUGACAUGCGAGCGAGCGAGCGAGCGAGUGUAUGUGUGUUUGUGUGUUGUCACUGCUUGCGAACCUCGCACUCUCUCGCGCACUCGCCGUCGAGUCAUCGUCCUCAGGCCGGCUCAUGCGGCUUAUUCAUCGUUGGAACGGCCAGGGCUGUUGUUGGUUAAGUUGAACCUCAAUUUUCAGGAAGUCAUAUCCUUCUUUUCAUUUUUCUUCCCACCUUCUUCCUCAGGCGUCGAUCUAUUAGUUCUUGGGCUUGAACACCUCGAAGUUCUUGUCACCGAACCAUCCUGCUGCUGCUGCUGCUGCUGCUGCCAGGAUAGGCCAAUUGGAACGGGACAUAGGCUUGCCGGACAUAUAUCACCCACACCCACAGCAUAUACACCAUGGACGCCAGCUGCCAGUGUGGUUCCGUCAGGUUCAAGACGCCCCUCGAGAAGCCUCUUGCGCUGUACAUAUGCCACUGCACUGAGUGCCGGAGGCAGACAUCGUCGGCCUUUGGGACGUCAGCAAUCUUUCCCCGCUUCGCACUGCCUGAUGCUGAGCUGCUCAGUGUCUAUAAGCGACCCACUCAUUCCGGGGACACUCUCUACUGCUACUUCUGUAAGAACUGUGGCACGAGGCUCAUCCACACCACACCUAAUAAGAGAGUCGUCUCCGUAAAAGGAGGAUGCCUUGAGGGGCUCGACUGGAAGACCGCCAUACACAUCUGGACAAAAUCUGCGAUGAUACCCAUCCCAGAGGACGCAGAGUCGUACGAGGAGUCCCAGACGACCGGGUACAGCGACUCGCAGGAGACGCUGGACCAGCCGGGGAUGCUGCUGGCCGGGUCCGGCGGCGUGCCCGGCGAGGACAUCCGCGAGGUCCUCAUGCGGGAGAGGCAGGCCAAGAAGAGCGCGGAGCUCGAAGGGCUGGACGUGGACACGGUGCGGGAUAUCGUGCACUAAAAGGAGGCCAGGGGCCAGGGCUUCACCAGGGUGUGGUUGGCUACUUGAUACCAUUUUUGUCACCCUUCGAGAUCUUACGGACCAUAUAUGUAGAGUCUGAUCAAUUUUGGAAACUUCCCAUGUGAUAUGAGACGAGAAUAUAGAGCGAGCCCUGUUCGAAUGUCCGCUACGCGACCACUGUAC
Molecule: messenger RNA, 1527 nt
Organism: Diaporthe batatas
Lineage: Eukaryota; Fungi; Ascomycota; Sordariomycetes; Diaporthales; Diaporthaceae
Exons: 5
Coding region: 784-1344 (186 amino acids)
Molecular function (GO): carbon-sulfur lyase activity
Source: RefSeq, a predicted model, not a curated record